Messenger RNA from Anastrepha ludens (Mexican fruit fly), 3303 nucleotides. RefSeq lists its product as uncharacterized. Bases 1 to 3303 code for a protein of 1100 amino acids. Lineage: Eukaryota; Metazoa; Arthropoda; Insecta; Diptera; Tephritidae. The record is from RefSeq and is a predicted model, not a curated record. The transcript is spliced from 3 exons.
AUGUUCCGGCUGAAGUCGUCAUUAGGAGGAGAAGCUGGAAGAUUAAUUCAGCAUUUACCGGUAACUGAAUACAACUAUGAAGCCGCUUGGCAAAUCCUCCAGGAAAGAUAUGAAAACAAAAGGCUGCAAUCCACAACACAAGUGGACAGACUUUUUGAUCAACCAACAGCAAAUGGGGAAAGUGCGGCAAGCAUGAAGCAGCUUUUGGAUACCACCAAGAAAUGCAUUUAUGCUCUAAAAGGGCUUAAAUUGAAUUUAAAUGACGAGCAAGCAAUUAUAGCUCGGAUAGUUGUUCGGAAACUAGACAAAGAAAGUCUCCGGUUAUAUGAGCAGAAUGUCAAGAAAACUAGGGAUAUCCAAAGCCUAGAUGAUGUUUUCCGUUUUCUGGAGCAGCAAUAUCAAGCUCUAGAAGCUAUACGAGACAGGAAAACAACUAAAUGGAGCAAUCAAAAGCAGCCACAACGAGCACCCACAUUCUAUACAGCUGCACAAAAGACCUGUAUAUAUUGCAAGAUUCCUGGGCAUCAAAUUGUUGAAUGCAGAAGGUUCCAGGCAUUGACUACGAUAAAUCGUAGAGGUUUCAUAGUAAACAAUAAGCUAUGCAAUAUUUGCCUCGACCACGUAUAUGAAGGCAAUUGCAAGAAUAAGAAAAAAUGCAGUAAGUGUGGAAGAAAUCAUCAUAAUUUACUGCAUUACAAUGAAUUCCAGAAGGAAAAAGGAGCAGUUGAAGAAAAUGCUAUAAAAAAAAAAAUCAUGAUGACAAAAAACUCCGAAACAGCAAUAAUUCUAGCAACAGCCCAGAUAAGAGUGAAGGCGGCAAAUGGAGAGUACGUGACAUUGCGAGCACUAAUCGAUCAAGGAUCACAGAAGACUACCAUUCCUAAAGAAGCCGCUCAAAUACUACACUUACCAAAGAGAAGAGAAGUAACUGAGCUACAAGGGCUAGGAAUUACUACAGUGGGAGUCUCCAAAUUUAAAGUCAACAUUGAAAUCAGGCCGAGAUUCCUAAGCAACGAAGUAUACAAUGUCGAAGCACUGAUUUUGCCGAAAUUGGCGAGUGCACAACCUGAUAAAACAUUUAAAUGGGAUAUAGAACAAUGGAGAAACUAUACCUUAGCUGAUCCCAACUUCAAUAGGUCAGAUCGAAUCGACGUCGUUAUUGGAGGAGAUGUAUAUGCUGACAUAUUAGAAGAAGGCAUAUUUAAGAAAGAUCGAAUACUAGGCCAAGCUACGAAAUUAGGAUGGAUAUUGUCGGGAGUUUUACAACAACCGAGAAAAAAUGGUAGAAUUCUAGCGGCGGUGACCACAACGUUGGAGAAGUUUUGGGAAAUAGAAGACACCACAGCACCAACAUAUAUAGAAGAUGAUGAUGAAUGCAUGAAGAUAUUUGAUAAAACGACAACAAGAGAUGAAAAUAAUAGAUUUGUCGUCAAUCUACCUCUUAAAAAAAAAAAAGACUUAGGCGACUCUCGCAAACAAGCAAUGGCGAGGUUUCUUAAUCUUGAGAAAAAGUUGGCUUCAGAUGACAACCUAAGAAAACAAUAUGUGCAAUUUAUGAGAGACUAUUUAGAAAUGGGCCACAUGAAAAAAGCAAGUGGAAAUAAUUGCGGAAAAUACUAUUUGCCACAUCAAGCCGUAAUUCGAGAAGGCAGUCUCACAACUAAACUACGAGUAGUUUUCGAUGCAUCUGCAAAAACUACAAAUGGAAGUAGUUUAAAUGACAUCCUUUUAAUAGGCCCGAGACUUCAAAAAGAUAUAUUUGACAUAAUUACCAAAUGGAGACUUUGGCAAUAUGUGUUAACAAGUGAUAUUGAAAAGAUGUAUCGACAAAUUAAAGUAGCAGAAAGUGAUCAAGAUUAUCAACGUAUAUUGUGGAGAGAAGCGAAGGAAGGGCCGAUAGGAGAAUACAAGCUGCAAACAGUUACGUAUGGAACAGCAUCCGCUCCUUUUCUUGCAACGAGAACUUUACAAGAAACUGCCAAAUCCUGCGAGCCUUACAAUUAUUUGCUUUCAAACAUCAUUAAAAACGACUUCUACAUGGACGAUUUAAUGACAGGAGCAGAUUCAAUAAAUGAAUGUAAAGUCAUUCAGUUCGAAAUUUCGAAACAACUAAAAAAAUGUGGAUUUCACUUAAGAAAGUGGAUGUCUAAUAACAGUGAGAUUAUAACAACAAUUCCAACAAAUAGCGAAAAUGAGGUAAUAAAAAUAGCAGAAGACGAAACAGUUAAAACAUUGGGUAUACAAUGGGACCCGGCCAAAGACAUGUUUGGAUUUAAUAUGAAUCUUUCAACGGAAAAGCUAGUAACAAAAAGGAAAGCUUUAUCUGAUUUGGCGAGAAUUUUCGAUCCGAUGGGGUGGCUUUCACCAAUGACUGUUUUAGCAAAGUUGUUUAUACAAAAACUUUGGUUGAUGAAACUCAACUGGGAUGAGUUACUCGACGAAAAUUUGGCAAAAGAAUGGCAGGAGUUUAUGCAGCACGUACCAGCGAUAAAAAGAAUAAAAAUUCCCAGAUGGUUUGAAACAAAAAACGACUUUAAAAUUGAACUACAUGGAUUCGCAGAUGAGUCAGAAAAAGCGUACGCGGCAGUUGUAUAUGCUAAAGUUGGAUCAGUUAUAACGAUAAUUGCUGGUAAAACCAAAGUGAACCCGAUUAAAAAUAAGAAGACAUUGCCAAAACUGGAGCUAUGCGCGGCUCACCUACUUUCUAAAUUGCUGCAAAGGAUAAAGACAGUUAUCAAUAGAGAAGUUAAAAUAUUUGCUUGGAGCGACUCAUCUAUAACGUUAGCAUGGAUAAAGAAUUCCCGAAGUAAAGAUAAGUUCAUUAAAACGAGAGUAGAAGAAAUCAAAUUAUAUGCUUCCACUGCAAUAUGGCAACACGUUAGAACAAAGGACAAUCCAGCUGAUGUAGCAUCCAGAGGGAUAUUUGCGAACAAACUAGUGGAGCACGAGCUAUGGCGGAGAGGUCCCAAAUGGUUACAAGGAGAAGAACAUCAAUGGCCAACACAGAAUAGCGUUAAAAUCGAUGCAGUGUAUGUCACAACAUCAAAAGAAUCACAUUUUUUAGAUGAGUACCCAAUUGAUGCUGUUGUACGCAAAUCCAAUAUAAUAAUGCUAUCAGAAACGUGGUUGCGUGAUGACGAAGAUGUCAGCGUACCAAACUUCAACUGCGAUAUCAAAUUUAAACGGCCGAAUGUUCGAGCAGGAGGAGUGGCAAUAUACCAUAAUCAAUAUGAUACUUCUACAGUCACGCUGGUGCUAAUGCUCUUGGUGCUCGCAGUAGAGGAGAAGAUAAGAUGCCGCUAA